Messenger RNA from Drosophila grimshawi, 1823 nucleotides. RefSeq names its product UBX domain-containing protein 7. Lineage: Eukaryota; Metazoa; Arthropoda; Insecta; Diptera; Drosophilidae. The transcript has a single exon. Bases 141 to 1640 code for a protein of 499 amino acids. Gene Ontology annotation, molecular function: ubiquitin binding. Gene Ontology annotation, cellular component: nucleus. The record is from RefSeq and is a predicted model, not a curated record. Gene Ontology annotation, biological process: proteasome-mediated ubiquitin-dependent protein catabolic process.
UCACUGCGAAUUUUGCGUUUUACAUCUUAUAAAAAAGUAUUAAGCUACUGUUUUCAGUGUUUUGCUGUAAGCGUCUAGGAAUAAUCAAAAUCAAAACAAAAACAAAAGCAAGUAAUUCAAAUAACGGAGGCUGCAGCGCAAUGUCGAGUGGCGAUGCAGCAACAAUUGACGAACUAGUCGAGCGCGUGGUCGAAGUCACAGCCUGCACAACCGAGGAGGCCAAACAUUAUCUGGGUGCCUGUGCCAACGAUGUGGCCGCAGCCGUUGCCUUGUUCUUCGAGCAGGGUGGCAACGGUGCACCCACUUCAAAUGCAGCAACUGACGCCGUAGCAGCAGUUGUUGAGGAGGUGGAGGUGGUGCGUGCACCCAUUGCUCCAGUCCGGGAACAACUGCUGCUGCCGGAGGAUGACAACUUUUUUGCGUCCGGCAGCAGCAGCAGCAACAGUCGUUUGUCGCAUGUUACGCACCCCAUCAAGGUUUGUCCGCUCCGGGAUUUUGCACGCGAAGGCGCUCUAAUGGAGGAGCAGCUCCAAGCCACCGGCGUCUACUCCGAUCCGAGUACGCAUCGUCGACGCCGCGAUCGCUCGGCCCAAAUGGUUGUUGCUGGUCAGGCGAUUUCGCUGCAUAAUCGCUCCAAUGCCACUGGCAGCAGCAACUCAUCCCGCCUUGGUGAUCUCUAUCGCCCGCCCACCGACCUGCUCUACUCGGGCUCGCUGGCGGCGGCGCGCGAAUUUGCCAGCACUCGCCAACGAUGGCUGCUGGUCAAUGUCCAAGGCGAUAAUUUUCAGUCGCAAACAAUGAAUCGUGACGUGUGGAGCAUGAAGGAGCUAAAGCAGCUGGUGCGACGCCAGUUUGUGCUCUGGCAGGUGGAUAACGAUAGCUCCGAGGGCAGGCGCUUUGUCGCCUUUUAUCGCUGUGCCAAGUUGCCCUAUUUGUGCGUGAUUGAUCCACGCACCGGCGAGGAGGUCUGGCGCAGUCCCGAGGAGCCCAAUCAACAAAAUGUUUUGCCAGAUUUGCGGCAAUUUCUACGCGAUCAUCGUGACUUUUCGCUGGAGGAAGCAAGCACCUCCAAGCGUGCCGCAAUUGAAAUUGAUGAUGAUGACGACGAUGAUGUGGAGGCAGCCGCAUCCUGUUCGUCUUCCACGGCCAGUACGCGUAAAAAGCGCGCCAAGCUGCUCGAGCUCAGCGAGGAGGAGCAACUGGCGCUGGCCAUCAAGAAUUCCAUUAAUGAGAAUGGCGGCGCCACAGCAGCAACACCCACAAAAGCGAGCAACAACAACAAUGCCAAUGCCAGUGACUGUGAGAGCCUCGAGGAGUUCGACGAGGAGGAGCUCAAGGGCGCCACCAUUUCGUACGAGGCGCAGCUGGGCAAACAGACGGCAGAGCUGACAGCGAUCAAGCUGCGCCUACUCGACGCCGUCGGCACCGAUGAGGUCGUCCAACUGCGCUGGCCCUCGGACACCAAGUUGAAGACACUGCGUCUGUAUAUCAGGCAAACGCACAAGCACAUACCAUUCGAGGGCUACAAGUUGAUAUGUGCCUUUCCGCGAAAGUCGCUGGAGAUCGAGCACAACGAAGUGACGCUUAAGGAACUGGGCCUGCAUCCCUCCGCCAAUGUGCAUCUUACGCUCGAUGAGUAAUUUGCUUAGAUUGCCGGAUAUGCUGUAAUCUAUAUAUUUAUUUCACUUUAUCUAUCAACGUCUCUGGUCCCGUUCCCCCCUCCUCUACUCCACACGAAUGAAAUACAUAUACUAAAUACUAUAUAAGUGAUUACUUGAAUAAAAUUAAUGAACACACGCUAUGGUUCAAUAUGAAUGCUCAAA